Molecule: messenger RNA, 402 nt
Organism: Penicillium samsonianum
Lineage: Eukaryota; Fungi; Ascomycota; Eurotiomycetes; Eurotiales; Aspergillaceae
Product: Amino acid transporter transmembrane
Exons: 3
Coding region: 1-402 (133 amino acids)
Source: RefSeq, a predicted model, not a curated record
AUGUUGCAGCAAAAUCGCUUUACAUCCGCAUCUUUGCUGGCACUGACCGGAUGCACAAAAGAGACUGGGUCUCUAUGGGGUUCCUGGGUCGGUAUUGCAUUCGGCCUUUGGGUCAUCGCGUGGAUCAUCGCUGAAGCAAUCCCAGUCUUCAACAACCUUCUCAGCUUCAAUACUGCGCUAUUUGGUAGCUGGUUUACCUUUGGAUUUACCGGCAUGUUUUGGCUACACAUGAACAAGGAACUGUGGUUUUCUUCUCCUAAGAAAAUCAUGCUGACCUUACUCAACACCUUCGCGAUUUGUGUUGGUAUUACUCUAUGUGUUCUCGGUCUCUAUGCUUCCGGGUCGGCCAUUCAUAACAACCCUGGCAGCUCUAGCUUUUCGUGUGCCUCUAAUACUGCGUGA